CAAUAGCCAUCAACGCUCUGCGGCCAACAAGUGCCAACUAUUCCAUACUGUAAACAUGAAUGAAAUCUCAGGCUUCGAUGCUUAUGGUGAUAGAGGGUAUCCAAGCACAGACCCCAACUCUUAUCGAUACCCGGAAGCUCUCCAUUCCGGCGCCUCACACGCGUCAACACUUGUUUGGCACGACGAUCUCAUACAUACAUAGCACUCAAUAUCAAGUUCCUUCCUUUACGACAUUGUUUUUCCUCCACUACCCAUCACAGGGCGUUCACUCCAGAUAGCCCUCUAGAUAUCCACAUGCACAGCACGCGCUGAGAUCUCAGCUAGAAACAACGCUCACAGCAGACAUCACCCUCAGGGUCGAGACCUCGUAGUCUU
Molecule: messenger RNA, 375 nt
Organism: Macroventuria anomochaeta
Lineage: Eukaryota; Fungi; Ascomycota; Dothideomycetes; Pleosporales; Didymellaceae
Exons: 1
Coding region: 60-278 (72 amino acids)
Source: RefSeq, a predicted model, not a curated record